Trichophyton verrucosum HKI 0517 is the source of this 1716-nucleotide messenger RNA. RefSeq lists its product as uncharacterized. NCBI's taxonomy places the organism in Eukaryota, Fungi, Ascomycota, Eurotiomycetes, Onygenales, Arthrodermataceae. Bases 1 to 1716 code for a protein of 571 amino acids. Gene Ontology annotation, biological process: positive regulation of transcription by RNA polymerase II. The transcript has 6 exons. Gene Ontology annotation, cellular component: nucleus. Gene Ontology annotation, molecular function: transcription cis-regulatory region binding; DNA-binding transcription factor activity. The record is from RefSeq and is a predicted model, not a curated record.
AUGUCCCUUGCCAAGAAGCGUAGCUGGUGUGACGAAACCAUGGAUCCACAACAGAGGCAGUUCGCCAGCUACAACUUCGACCCGCCGAAUUCAAUAUUUUGCAGCCCGGAAACUCUAAUGGAGUUAGUCCAGCAGGACUCUGGAGGAUGGAGCGAGAAGUCAGCGUUCAACACAACAAGGAAGAUACAGGGAGGAGUUCCGCGGUUCAAACUUAUUAGCAAUGCUCCGUCCCAGGAGCCUAACCAAGGCGAAUCUAAUCAGUCGUUCCCGAUGGACCCUAAUAAUAUGUUCAAUUUCAGUGACAACAUGGAACACCAACCAUUCCUGGGUCCUGCGGUAGCUCUUCCCUCCACGGCGAUGGCUAGCAAUCGGAAAGUUGAGAUGGAACUUAUCAACCCUUUCGCACGGAACCAGGACAGGAGACAUAAGUUUUCCAGAGAUAUUAUCAUACCACCGGUGGAUGGAGAAAUUAGCAGUUACAUAAAAGUAAAGCUUCGAGUACCUAAAAGUCAGAAUGAUGAUCAGAAUGCCUUACACGCUAAGCGUGGUUGCUCCAACUACCGAACGGUGAUUCCGCUACAUUCAGAAAGAUAUUCAUAUCCACGUCAAGUUAACAGAGGAAUUUCGGUUAUACCCUCAGCCAUUCCUCCGACUAUAGCCAUGCAUAGCGUCUUUGCUGAACAUCAGUUUGAUGGACAGUGCCUGAAAUUUUACCAAGCAGCAUUUUGUUCCGGAAGAACUCUUCUUGCUGGAACUAAUUUCUGGAUAAAAGAGAUAUUAGCCAUGGCCCAGCAUGACGAGUGUGUAAAGCACGCUGUGGUAGCUUUGAGCGGCAGUUAUUUACUGGAUUAUAACUCGCAGCAAGGCCUUCGUGACCGCGUCAACUAUCAUUAUGAUCAAGCUAAACAAAUGAUAAGCGUUGCCCUAAGAAGCAGGCAAAACCAAGACAUUGGUCAAGGUGACAACCUUGUUGCUGCUAUCAUGUUGCUUCUAGUGGACGAUACGUGCGGAACAAAAUUCAAUAAGAAAGAAGCUGAUGCAACUAAGUGCGUGAAUUGGGAGUUGCGUAUAAAUAACGCCGAACCUAACUGGAUAUUGGCUGCGAGGCUAGCCAAGUCCAUACUUGACAACUCGGACCCUGGGUACAGAUACUGGCGGCCUGAUAGCACCCAAUAUAGCGCUGCAAGACACGGCUAUGCGAAUUGGGUGGCUCUUGCAUGCAUUCUCAGCGAGCUUGUAACUCCAUUAGCAUCUCGAGGAAACCCGAAUGCGUAUGGUUGGCUCCUCGCAGGAACGCAAAAGGAGAGCUGGAAGAUCAACGGCGGUACUGGUCUUUGCCCCAAGUUACUUCAUAUAAUAUCACAAAUAACGAAUCUGUCUGUCUUGGUGAAGGAAGAUUCCUCCAUGGCGCCCAUCUAUGCAGCAAAAGUGAUCAGCAAAGGGCUGAAAACAUUCCACCAGUGGUCAGAACUUUCUGAUGGGUAUCCAAGUGCGGAAGAGCUGCUUCGAUCAUGCGACCUAGACAAAAAUGGAAAAGUACAGACAGCAACGAAAGUGACCGAGCUGACUGGAGAAUCUUGGGUUGCCGCCGCCCAAAUAUACCUCCACUGCCGACUGUUGAGGAUAGAAUGGAGGCUGAUAAUAGACGUAGAAAACCUCGCCAUCACCCAGAUGUCCAAAAAACAGCCAAAGUUUUAUGGAAAUGCGUCACCAUGA